ACUAGAAGCACAUGACCAGGCAUGUUUACACCUGCAGUGACCAAAUAACACACAGCUCCAACGCUGACUGUGCCACUGACAGGGAAGCAUAUUGUUUAAACAGAGAUAAGAAGCAGUAUUUUCGCGAGAGAUCAUUGUUUAGCGGACGCUCACUGGGACUUGGUAAUUCCAGGCAGCCUCUGCCGACCUGUACCCCGAGAGGGAAGCUACAUCCUCGGCCACAGGCUCCAGGACCAGCCCUCUUGCUGUACACCAUGGACAAGAUGGAUGUGGAACAGGUGACCCUGGCUCUACUUGAUGCAGCCACUGAUAAAGACUCAGAAGUCCAGGAACAGGUCAGAAAGUCUAUGUUGACCCUAGGAAAACAGCAGCCAGACAGAGUGUUAGCCAUGUGCCAGGACUACCUUCUGAAACACCCAAAGUUGGUAGUGAGUCACAGAGUUGUGAUUCUUCAGACUAUUGAGCUGAUUGUGGGCUGCAGGAUAGAGGAGAUCAGUUACCCAAGGAUAAAAAGUAUCAUCUCCCUGGCCUCAGAUGAAAUGACACGAUCAAAGGAGGUCAUCCCUGAUUGGCAGAAGGCAGCCAGUAAUAUCUUGGUUGCUGUAGGUAACAAGCACAUUAAUGACAUCAUGGAGGAGAUACUAAGCAAGUUUCAGCCAGGGCUCCUACCUCACUUCUUUGUGGUCCAGACACUAGCCAACCUUUCUGAUUCCAAUGUUUAUGGCAUGGUACCCUUCCUCAAUGCUAUUCUGGGCACCAUGUUGCCCAUGUUGAGCAUGGCCAAACAGGACAACAUUAAGUGGGUCUUCUCUUCUGCUCUGUGUCAUUUCAGCGACAGUAUCUUGGAGUACCUGGCCAACCUGGACAAGGCUCCAGAUCCCACAGUCAGAAAAGACACAUUCUCCAGUGAAAUCUAUGCUGCUUUUGAUAUCCUCUUCAAUAAUUGGUUACAAAGCAGGGAGUCUAAGUUGAGGUUAACAGUAGCUGAGGCAGUGGGCUCUAUGUGCCAUCUGAUGGCCAGUGAUAAACUGGAGGAGCAGAUUCCUAAACUCAUUCCUGCCAUCCUGUCUCUGUACAAGAAAAACAAUGAGCACUAUGUCAUUAGCAAGAGUCUGUGCCAAAUACUCGAUGCUUCCGUCAGCAUGGGCAGCAGGGUGCUGGAGACACAACUGGAUAGUCUACUCUUUGCAUUGCAUCAACAGGUGUCUGCCCCUGUGGAUUACAGUAACCCUCCUACUGUCAAGAACCACAACGAGGUCCUGCGCAGCUUCAGCUUACUAGCGAACUCCUUCCCAGACCGGUUGGUCAUGUUUGUUCUUCAGAAGUUGGAGAACAGUAAUGAGCGAAGCAGGAUGGGCUCCCUGGCUGUCCUUCGUCACCUCAUCAACUCCAGCACUUCCACAAUGGAGAGUAAGAAGCUGCUGAUUCUGGCCAGCAUCAGACAACCAAUGGCUGACCACGGCAACAAGGUCAAGAAGCGUGUGGUCCAGGUGAUCAGUGCGAUGGCUCAUCACGGCUACCUGGAGUUAGAGGGAGGGGAGCUACUGGUUCGAUUCAUUGUUCAACACUGUGCCUUACCUGACACAUAUCAGCGAUUCCAGAAGCCCACAGAUCCAGAGGAGGUGACUAACGAGGCACUGAGGACGAUAUGUGACAACACCCUUCAUCUCCUCACCACCACUGUUGGACGACUAGCUGAUGUGCUAUGGCCCAAGCUGCUGUACUAUCUGACUCCUUCACAGUACAGCAAUGCCACCACUCCUCUGUGUAAGAGUCUGAUAGUGCUGGGCAACAAGAAGAAAAAUAACCAGGAGCCCAGCUUCAACAUAGACUUUACACAGGAAGUCAAUCUGCCCUCUCCUCAAACACUAAUGGUCAGACUGCUGGUAAAUGCGGCGUUCCCAUUCAGUAGCAGAGGUCAUGGAGCUCCGUCCCUCUCUCUCCUUCUAAUCCUCAGCAUCAACAUCCACCCCAAUACAGAGAUACUCUGGGAGAAAGAGAUACCUCCUCUGCUUUCGAUGCUAGAGGAGUCAACGGCAGAGACCCUGGAUAAGAUGCACUGGGAUGAAAAGUUGUUGAAGCUCUUGUCUAAAACACUGGCUACUAUUGAUGAUGACAAGUGGGUGUGUCAGUUGGCAGUUGAGGCAACAACAUACCUCUCCACAUAUAACAACGCCUUAGAGGAGAAGAGUUUCCUCUAUCGAUGUGUAGGAGUGACUCUCCAACAGUGUUUCAAUAAGGAGUUGGCUAAGAAACAGCUGCAGGAAAUCCUCCUCACAGCACGACACAACGAUGCCGUUGAAAGAGAGGGAGUUGCGAUGAGCGUUGGUCUGUGUGCCAACAGCCACUUAGAGGGAACUCUGGCCAAGCUAGAAGAGUUCGGCAAGUCAGACGCCUUCAAGAAGUCACCAAGCAUCUUCAACCUUCUCAAAGAACGCAAUGAUGUUGAGGUGGAGAAGGUGAAAAGCACAUUAAUCUUAUGUUAUGGUCAAGUGGCUCUAAACGCACCUCCAGAAAAGAUACUGACCCGCAUUGAUCAAGACAUCCUUCGCUGCAUCAGUAAACACUUCAAUACCAAGGUUCUGGGGAUUAAAGUAGAGACAAAGGACCUGACUAUGAAACUCAGUUUGAUCCAGAGUGUUGGGCUCAUAGCCAGAGCCAUCACUGAGUGUGUGAAGAAACAAGGCUUCGUCUUCUCUCGCAAACAGGAGCUCAUUACUGUUAUGCUGGAUUUUAUCAAGGCAGAAGCAGCUGAUUCAUUGAGGACUCCAGUACGCCAUCUUGUGAUGACCACCUGUGCCAACCUAAUGCCUUUGGAACCUGCGCUGAGUGAGAAUGAGAGCUUUGACUUGCUAAAGGUGUGUGUGAACAGUGUGUUCUCUCUGCCUCCUGAGACACACUCUCCAGAGAAAACUAAAGAAGAGGAGACACUGGACCCCAAGCAGAGAAAGGCAUUGUACAAAGACACAAUGGCUGCACUGCAGGAUCUGCUGAAAAGUGCGCUGGCCAAGGAUCCCACACCUGAUGGCCUGCAGAGUGUCUUCAAGCACAUUGAAUCAUGGUUGAGCUCCGGACAGGACCACGAGAGAGAGAGAGCUGUCACAGCUACUGCUCACAUGCUGUCUUACUACCUAGAUAACCUGACUGUCAAGAACAUGGUGUCUUUCCAUAACCUUGGAGCUCUGCUGGGUCGACUGACUCCACGAUGUUCUGACCCUCACCCUACUGUACGCACUGCAGCCAUGGACUGUAUAUACUCACUGCUUUACAUACAGCUACGCUAUGAAGGUUUCGCUCUAAAUUAUAAGGAUGAAGGUGUGGACAGUCUGUUGCUCCUAAAAGACCGACUAGAUAAGCCUGACCACACUGUUCUCUACAAGACCUGCUCCGACCUUACCAAGGUGAUGAGUAAGCGUCUGCCUCAGCAACAGCUGACGACAUUGGUGUUCAUGUUGUUUGAGGGGCUGGUGGACAGUCAGGCAAACUGCUGCAGAGCCUCAUCUGUCAUCUUAAAUACUCUGCUGAAGAACAGAGGAGGAGGACUACAAGAGCUGGUCCCAGAGAUGCUGGAGGUGCUACAUGUGCGUAUGCAGAGCAUCACAGAGGAGCAGGUGAGAGUGGCAGUGGGACAGACGGUACUAAUCCUGGCUUCUCAGCAUCUACAGACUGUUAUCAAUACACUAGUUAACCAACCACUUCCUUAUGACAGCUGGACCAGUGAGAUGUGGAUGGCCUUAGGCGCAGACGCCAUCGUAGCCAAUCAGAUCAUUGAGAUGGUGAUGGAGAAGCUUCUCAUCAUGGCGCCCUACGUAGACCAGAGGGAGUCAAUGAUCAGAGGAGGGACAACAAAGGUGGCCACCAAUCAGCCACUGGCUAUGACAUGUGGUCUGAAAGAACUGUUAUUAAAUGGCCAGAGUCAGGAGCCGGCAGUCAGUCUGUUUCCUCAGCUCUUCUCCUGUCUCACUGUCAGACUGGGAGCAAGUGUCGGGGUCUCGGCACCGAAGGACAACAACACUAAACACACUGCCGUUGUCCAUGUAGCAGGGGUAGCAGCUGAAGCUCUGCGAAUCUUGUUAGCACGGGCCCAGUUAGAUGAGGUGAUGAAAAGACUGGAUGAAGAUAAAGCCUGGGAUGCAAUGAAGGAACUGAAUACACACGUUACUGGAAUUACACUACUGGCAAGGGCCAUGGCUAAGCAUGCUGGUCCCAGGUUGCCCGCCAUUGUGGAGUGUCUGUGUCCGUCCUUGAACAACAUCUACGAAAGCCAGAGAAUCACCGUCACUGCUUUCUUUUCUGAGCUCUUAAACCAUCAUGUGGUGACGGAGCUGAUGUUGAUAGAUGUGCUAAUGAACAACAUGAUGGAGAGGAUAUCAGAUCCCUGUUGCGCUGUCCGCAUGUUGGCUGUGCGGGGGCUAGGCAAUAUAGCCGUGGGAUCACCUGAAAAGGUGAAUAAAUAUGCCAAGGAGCUGCUGGCAGCCAUGAGUUCAGGCAUGGAGGAGAAAGACGAUCCAGGUAAGCUGAUUGCCCUUGAAGCCAUGUCAGGUCUUUCCAAAGUUCUCCUUUAUCUGGACAAGAAGAACGUCCACUUAUUAGUGGUCUAUAUCUUCAUGAAGAUUAAACCAUUCUUGGAAAGUGAGAAUGAUGAGAUCCGCUGUGCUUCCAUCCAUCUGAUGGGGAACCUGUCCAAGUUUGGCUCAGGAGAGCCAGUGUUCAAAGACCAGAUCCACAAUGUUCUGGUCAGUCUGCUGUUACACCUGGUUGACCCAAACCCACAGGUGGUCAAGGCGUGCAAGUAUUCAAUGCGAGUGUGUGCUCCUGUGGUGGGAUCGGAGCAGAUCACAGCCAUGUUUCAGAACCACCUCCUCGAUGACAAGAGCUUGCACUACGGAGAGUUCAUCAAUGACCUCACCAAGUACCUGAUUCAGGACUUUCCAGGCAUGCUGAACUUCUAUCACAUCUCAGUCAUCCAGUUCUUCAAGAGCCACUGGGCUGAAGUCAGAGCAGGAGCCGCCAUGUUUAUAGGAUUUCUGCUGGGGAAUCUUCCAGAGGAGCAUUUCUCCCACCUCAACAUGGGCACCAUCACUAAAGGUUUAGUGAUGCUGCUCCAAGAUCCAGAUCCUGUGGUGAGAGUGAAGGCUGCUGAGGCCAUGGGACGUUUCCACUGACAGACACAAAGACAAAGCCCUCAUACACAUCUGUAUCUCCUUUAGACACAAGUGGUAGGUUGCCACUACAUAGAGAACAGGAAUAUUUAUAAUUUUGCCCGCAAUUUAAAAAAACAACAUCUAGAGCCCACCAUUUAAAUGUGCAAACAUUAGAACUGUACUUGAAUAACGCAACUGCAACCUUCAUUAAUACCAAAACAUGGACCAAAGUAGACUCAAAUGUGGCGCCAGGACCAAUGUUAAAAAUCAUAUAAAAUGAACACUGAUAAUAUUUAUUCAAUCACACAAAUGCACAUAUAUUUAGCCGUUAGCAGCUUUUUUAAGCAUCUUUUGACACUUAACUGAGGUACUUAAAAGGAAAUGUUAAUUCUUAGUUAUAUAUUAGUGACCAAAGACUGUGUAGCUCUGUACAGAUGGAUGUUGUCUGCAGUGUUGAGCGUUCCGUCAGAGUGACAACACCAGUUAUUCUGUGUUCUGUCAAUGAAAUGUAUCGUGCAUAAAGACAUUUCUAAUCCAAAGGUUAAAGACACAGUUGAACUUGAGUAAAAGUUUUUUUUUUUUUUUUUUAGAAUGAAUAUAGUUUCUUCAAAUAUUAUGUGAAGAAGUUAACAGUAAGGCACAUUUAAAGUGCAUGACAACCGUUCCGCAUGACUUGUAGCUGAAGUGUGUGUGUGUGUAGUCAUGCCAACAUUUCAUGAUAGUGUUGUUUGUGGAUGUUAGUUUUAGUUUCAGACUAUCUUUUAAGAGAUAAGUUCUAAUGAAGUGGGCUUGGUUUUAUUGUCCUGAAGACCCUCCCUCUGAUUAACAUGGUAUCCUCCUUCUCACAAAUCAGCUCUGAGCUUUAUAAUAAAUAAAACAUUAUAGGUCAGUUAAAUGCAUGUUACCAUGAGUAAAUUCAAGUGAAGUGUGUAAUAGAACUGCUAAAAAGGCUGAAUGCACAAGAACUACAGCAGGACUACCAGUCUGUAACUACUUAUACUUUUUACUUUUCCAAACUAUCUCUAACAGCAGGACUCGUGCUUACUAAUAGUCCUGCUUUGGACAGUAGCUCACAUGUGAACUGGCUUGUUCAGAACAGAGUAAAGACAGUUAAACCAUCCACUUAAUUAUUUUAUUUUUUUAAUCCCAUGGACAAAUUGGUGCAAAACUCACCUCUGCUUCUAAGCCAUAAUGACGCCGUUUAUAAAUCAAUGCCACCUCUAAAUGUCCACACACAAUGUGGACACUUCCUGGUGUAACUAUACUUUCUUUCUUUGACCACUGUCUGUUUAAUCUGCACACAGUUCAAGAUUCAAUUUCACAUUAUGGGUCACACGAGCAUUAUAUGUAUACGAACAUUUAUUACCACAAUAACGUUGCCAGGCAGCCAUUGUAAACACACCAGCCAAAUGACCGUUCAGAACCAUUUUAAUGUGGUGACCCUGUUUUUUAAGUCCUCACCAUUGAAUGUAUUUCUGAGAAGGGUUCACAUUAUUUUGUGUUUUUAGUCAGGCUAAAAUUACAGACCUAACUCUUACCCAACUGAACCAGCCAGUUCCAGUCAAUCAAACCAUUACUGUUGUGUUGUUAGGAAGAACAGACCAGUGUAGCCAUGCUGAAAACAGUUAGUGCCAAAUGUUCGUCGAUCACAUAUAAUAGCACCAUAGAGAUGCUGUAAAUGAUUUUCUCUCUUUCUCACUUUAAAUGCACUUAAUGUUGUUUCCAUGUCAUUCCAUUAAAUGUUUGAGUUUGUACAGUUUUAAGCACCAGUUGUUGGUUUGCAGGACUCUUACUAUCAUGUAAAUAUAUGUAUGAGUGUUGUAUUAUGUAAGGAUGUAUGUACAUGUACAUUUUAUGUCUCCAAAUGCCAACAAGGAGGGAUACAAAAUAAUCCAUUAUUCAUCUUAAUUUGAAUUCAUCUGGUGACUGCAAAUGUCUAAUACAGAGUCAGGUAAAAGCAAUACAUAGUUUGUUCUGGAAUAAAUGGUUAUAUGUAUGUCUACCUUAAAUAUUUCCGUUGCGCUUUUAAGCUCCGUCAUGUAGUCCCUGAUUUUAAGAACUGAAAGGCAAACAAGGAGCUGAACCUGUUUAUUUUUUGUUUGUUUUUUUAUCUUCCUUAAUUUCACGAGACACAAAUCACAUGUGGAGAACAUUUUUAUGUCUUUGCCCAUAGAUAACUGAAAGCUGCUAUAGUUUUUUUUUUUGCUUAUUUCAACAAACAAAUGUUUUCCCUAAUGUUAGAAUUUUUGUGUGUAUUUACAAAUGCUGUAAAUGUCUCAAUCAAAUUAAAAAGGCUGCUCCUGGAUCCAGAUCAGUUGUAUUAGAUGUUCUACAAACAGGGACUCGUGGCUUCUAGCACUUUCUAACACUAUGGCUUGGUUUAGGGUGAAUGGUAAUUAGUAAUGCAUUUUAAAAGCUGUUGUGAAUUUUAUACCACUAAUAUGAUUUUGUUCAUGUCAUCUACCUGUUUUUUAACAAGUUGAAGGUAUUUCCCAGUAUGUAUGACACAUGGCUCCAUGUGUGAAUGUGUGCGUGUCACUUUUCAUUUCUUACUGGACCACAAGAGAGAGUGGAUGAUGGCAAUCAAUUAUAUUUAAAAUGAAGAAAUAAACAGAUCCAUCAAAAAUA
Sander lucioperca (pikeperch) is the source of this 7772-nucleotide messenger RNA. It is a transcript of the gene mroh1, whose product is annotated as maestro heat-like repeat family member 1. The transcript is spliced from 45 exons. Bases 12 to 5165 code for a protein of 1717 amino acids. Lineage: Eukaryota; Metazoa; Chordata; Actinopteri; Perciformes; Percidae. The record is from RefSeq and is a predicted model, not a curated record. Gene Ontology annotation, cellular component: cytoplasm.